Messenger RNA from Prunus avium (sweet cherry), 3149 nucleotides. NCBI's taxonomy places the organism in Eukaryota, Viridiplantae, Streptophyta, Magnoliopsida, Rosales, Rosaceae. The record is from RefSeq and is a predicted model, not a curated record.
CUGUCUGUAAUUUUGAUUUUUCCCUCCAAACCCUAACAAAAGCCCUCCAAUCAAAACCUUCCAAAUUCCAAUUCAAUUUCUCUGCUUAUAUCAUGUCUUCCCCAACACAACUAAAGCAACCAAAUUUCAGUCUGUUUGGGUAAUGAAAGAGUGAUUUGUUCUCUCAAAGAUAGAGUGCUUGACCAACCCCUUUGGGCUAUGGCUGUUUCUCACACUGAGGCUCAGACCUCUGAUUUUCCGUCUCAUCCAUCUGGAAAUAAACUCAAAUGUGUCGAUGAAGAUGAGGAGCAGCAGCCACAGUUCCAGGACACUGUGCCCUUUGAAGAUACUUUUGUGCUCGAUAGCCAAUCCAUGGAGGAAACCCAGUUACUGGAUCAUUCGGAUUUUGGUGACGAGACAGGGACUGGUAUGCAUGAGUACGAGGAAGAAGUGGUGCUUGACAGUGAGGACGAGGAAGUAAAUGGAAGUAGAAUAUUGAGUGUUAAAGCCCAUGUCUUGUCUAAUCAAAAGCUCAGUCUUCAUCGUCUGCAAUGCGGUCCAGGAGGAAAGGAUGAGGGAUCUCCGCCGCUCACAAGGUUAAAUUACAUUGGCACUCAGGAACCUGGGGGGGAGUCAUCCCAAGCCAAUGCACUUGAUUUUGUGGAUCAUUUUGUGUCGUUGAAUGACGAUCUGGGUGGCUCUCCGGAAAUUGAUCACAGGAAAACCAUCAAGGAGAAAUCCCCUCCUGUCUCAAGGACAAAGGGGUCUCAAAGGUUGGCUAGGAUGAUUAAACUUGAGUCUCAAAUUGAAAGGGCAAAAACCUUUGAAUGGGUUGAUCCUCCUGAGGAGCAUGGAGGGGUGUAUCUCUUUUAUAGAUUUUUGAAAAGAAAAAGAAAACUUUGUCCAUGCAAGCAAAGCCUCCGUAAGGAAAUAAUGGAAUCUGAUGAGAAGACUGAAAAUGAAAUUGUUAAUGAUUCGGAAGAACAGUUAGAUACAAAAUCGACAGGACUGCAGUCGGAAGCUAGUGCCAUAGGAACAGAUAGAGUUGACAUGUUUGAUGUUGGCUUUAACACUCAAAUUGCUGCUGAAGCUAUGGAGGCCUUAGCAUAUGGGGAUCAUCUUGACUGCAAUACUGCUGAUGCUUAUCAAGGUAUGGAGAACACUGCAGAUGUUGUUUCAGGAGGUGCUACAAAGAAUACAGCACUUUUGGAACAUCCUUCUCUUCCAAAUAGUGAUUUUCCGAAGAUAGGAGCCAUUAACAUGAAUGCAAAGCGAAGAAAGCGUUCCACUAGAACAGUAAAGAGAAGAUUUGCUUCAUCUCAAAAGCAAUCUCAGAGUCGGGAGUUAGAUCCUGAUUUGGCAGCACAAACAACAGUGAAAAGAAGCAGAUUCUUUUCUGAAUACUGUAGUAAUUCUGCUGAUGCCAACGGAAAUUUGUGUAGACAGUCUCCUAAACCUACCAAGAAUAGAAAGCUAGAGAGAGCUACUGGAGAGUCCAACCUUAGAGUGUUGGAGAACAUUCUAAGUUCACCCAUAUCAGCUGGGCGCAGCUUGCUUGGUAAAGGCCAGUCUCAAGGGCAUUGUAAGAAUUAUUCUUCUGUUUCCAGCCAGACUAGGCAGUCAAAGUCAGGGGGUAAGUUACUAGGGACUGAAGAUGGACCCAACAAUCCAGGAGAAAGGAUGAACAAUGUUAUGGAGGAUGGUAUUAUUAAAUACAGAAGAAAGAAGAGAUGUUUAAAUGCUCAUCCAUCUGAAACAAUCAGAGGGGUUGAGGGUGGAUCUAACAAGCCAGUAGAAAGGACGAACAAUGUUAAGAAGGAUGAUAUUAUUACCUACAGGAGAAAGAAGAGAAUCAGCGCCAAAGAAAAUUGUCCCAAAUUAUGUGUUUCGUCUGAAGGAGAUAGAGACAUAAAAGCCAGUAGUUUAAUCUUAGAUCUAUGGGGCCAUCCCAAAGGGAAAAGAACACGUCUCAAUGCCCAGGGCAAUUCUCGCAGAACUACUGUCUUCUUUACUCCUUCAAUAGUUGAUGGAAAGGACAGCUGUUCCCCUUGUGAUGAAAUGCCAGAAAGCUGCAACAAUAUGAAGGGGAAGGCACAAUCAUUAUUGUUAUAUUGUUGCCCACCUCAGGAUUCUUCGAAUAAAGAUUCUGACAGAACCUUGCUGGCAUUGCAAUCUGGUAAGCUAGAUAGCACAGAUCCUACAUCGCUGGUUGAUGUAAAAAGCCAAAUAUCAGUCGUAUCAUCUGGUUCAGAACACAUUGCUCCAUCCAACUCUACCACUGGCAUAAACGUGCGAUCAUCAAAAUAUGUGUCUCAUGAUUAUCACAGAAAGCCAUUCAACAAAAACUUGCCCAAAUCAUCCCUUUUGAAAGAGCUUAUUGGACUAGGUAUCCCUGAGUCAAUAAUGGAUUUCACGUGGAAAGAUUUGAGAAGGCGAAGAAAUAUGGCAUAUGUUCAAGUCCUGUUUAGCCAGCACUUGGAUGAUGAUAUCAUUAAGCAACAGAAAAAGGUCAUUGCACGACUGGGUCUAUCCAUUGCAUCAUGUUCUAUUGAUGCAACACACUUUGUGGCAGAUCAAUUUGCGCGUACAAGGAAUAUGUUGGAAUUCAUUGCUCUCGGUAAACCAGUGGUAACACAUUUGUGGCUUGAGAGUUGUGGGCAAGCAAACUGUUUGAUUAGUGAGAAAAGCUACAUUCUGAGGGAUGCCAAAAAGGAAAAGGAAAUUGGCUUUAGCAUGCUUGUUUCACUGGAUUGCGCAAAACGGUGUCCGCUUCUAAAGGGUAGAAAAGUCUUCAUCACGCCAAACAUAAAACCUGAUAGAGAAAUGAUGAUUAGCUUGGUGAAGGCAGUUCAAGGCCAGCCAGUGGAGAAGGUUCAGAUACCUGCAGCAAAGGAUAAAGAGAGUUUGGAGGAUCUUUUGAUUCUUUCUUGUGAAGAAGAUCGUGCGAUCUGUCUGCCUUUACUUGAGAAAGGAGCGGCAGUUUACAGUUCAGAACUCGUGCUAAAUGGCAUAGUUAUUCAGAGACUGGAAUACAAGAGACAUCGGCUCUUCACAGCUCUUGGCAAGAGGAAUCGCCCAUAGGCCUUAAGCCUUGGGCCCUUUCCGCAUAACCAAUAAAACUCUGUAAAAUCAUGUAAUUAGUGUUGUUUUUAUCAUAUCGGUUCGGAUUA